CAACACCGGACCUAACGUCCCCCUUCUCUCCUUUCUUUCUUGCGACGGAGGCCAAAGCCGAGGAAACAAAACGAUAUUAUGCAGCUCCCCUGAAUCGAGACCCACCGCUCCGCUCUGCCUCACCUCGCCGACUAGGGUUUUUGCCGCCGCUGAUCUCGCCGUCCCCGCCAUGGACGCCUCGCACACGGGCUUCUCCUCCGCCGCCGGCGAGGCCCCGACCACCGGGGAGCACCGGAUGGGGACCACCAUCGUCGGGGUCUGCUACGACGGUGGCGUCAUCCUCGGCGCCGAUUCCAGGACCAGCACUGGAAUGUAUGUAGCCAACCGUGCUUCAGACAAGAUUACUCAACUGACAGACAAUGUGUAUGUCUGUCGCUCUGGAUCUGCUGCUGAUACACAAGUCAUUUCGGACUAUGUACGUUAUUUCCUCCACCAACACACGAUCCAGCUUGGACAACCAGCUACUGUUAAAGUUGCAGCAAACUUGAUUAGGUUGCUAGCUUAUCAGAACAAGAACAUGUUGCAAGCUGGCAUGAUUGUUGGAGGAUGGGAUAAGUAUGAGGGAGGCCAAAUUUUCUCGGUUCCUCUUGGUGGAACUAUCUUGAAGCAACCAUUUGCAAUUGGAGGUUCAGGUUCCAGUUACCUAUAUGCCCUUCUUGAUCAUGAAUGGAAAGAGGGAAUGAGCCAGGAAGAGGCAGAGAAAUUUGUGGUGAAGGUAGUUUCCCUUGCUAUGGCCCGUGAUGGUGCUAGUGGAGGGGUUGUCCGUACAGUUACUAUAAAUGCUGAUGGCGUGAAGAGGAACUUUUACCCUGGCGACAAGCUACCCCUGUGGCACGAUGAGCUGGAGCCCCAUCACUCUUUGCUUGAUAUUCUUGCCGCUGGGAACCCUGAUCCCAUGGUGCAGUGAAUUUGCCCUCCACUUCCUUUGUGAACUUUUCACUGUAUCUGACUUGUUCAAACGAUUGGAACCAAUUCCUGCUGAACUAUGUCACACCAGAGUAUUUACAUAUUGUUAUCACCCCUGUUUAGCUGAAUUGUUGGUGUUUUGAGUUAAUGGUUACUGGUUAGCGUGCUGUUGCUGUAGUUGUA
Sorghum bicolor (sorghum) is the source of this 1089-nucleotide messenger RNA. Its product is annotated as proteasome subunit beta type-6. The record is from RefSeq and is a predicted model, not a curated record. The transcript is spliced from 8 exons. NCBI's taxonomy places the organism in Eukaryota, Viridiplantae, Streptophyta, Magnoliopsida, Poales, Poaceae. Gene Ontology annotation, cellular component: proteasome core complex. Bases 170 to 907 code for a protein of 245 amino acids. Gene Ontology annotation, molecular function: threonine-type endopeptidase activity.